AUGGACGAGGGCUUCCAAGCUCGGAAAAGACAACGAGUAAUUAAAGAAGACUCCGUGUCAGAGGAGGAAAGUGCGAAAUAUCGGAGGUCUAGAGCACCAAGCAACGCAAAAGUCCGCCGUACAUCCACCGCGGACGCUUCGAAGAAGGCUCGCAUCCAAGUGAACAGCAAAGCGCCUCGAGAAAACCUAUCCGAAGAGCAAAAACGAACAAACCAUAUUCUUUCCGAGCAAAAACGACGCAAUCUCAUUCGACAGGGCUUUGAUGACCUUUGCUCUCUUGUACCUGGUCUCCGUGGCGGGGGGUUCAGCAAGAGUGCCAUGCUUACCCAAGCUGCCGACUGGCUUGAAGAUAUCAUGCAUGGCAAUGAAAUCCUUCGAAAUCAACUGGCGGAUAUGAAGGGCAUCAAUGGCCUUGUGAUGCCACGAUGA
Molecule: messenger RNA, 429 nt
Organism: Penicillium chermesinum
Lineage: Eukaryota; Fungi; Ascomycota; Eurotiomycetes; Eurotiales; Aspergillaceae
Exons: 1
Coding region: 1-429 (142 amino acids)
Biological process (GO): regulation of transcription by RNA polymerase II
Molecular function (GO): DNA-binding transcription factor activity, RNA polymerase II-specific; protein dimerization activity; RNA polymerase II cis-regulatory region sequence-specific DNA binding
Source: RefSeq, a predicted model, not a curated record